AUGCAUUCCAUGGUGGAAAUUGGGAUUAGAAAAUCCUCUUUGCCUCCUGACUCUUGAAAAUGGACCAUGAACAGAAUGAAGAAGACAUGAUCCUGGAUCUGGAAUCGGAGCCUGAAAGUCCACUAGCACCCCCUGCAGAUCUUCUGGAACAACUAGACGGCUAUGAAUGGACUCUGCGAGAUGGGAGAGGAAAAAAUCUGCCACCACCUGCAGACUUACUGAGAAAGCUCAGUGAACAGAGAGACAGGCCCAUAUUUCCAGAACACAGGAUUCCCACAAUGACAGAAGACAUGGCCAGGAAUGCCUUCCUCAGCUUCGUCAAUUCCAAAUGCUGCUAUGGCAAUAAAGCUGCCGGAGAACUGGUCAUUCAGGAUUUGAGACAGAUGACCAUAUACAGAUAUAGACUGGAGACCUAUCAUGAAUCAAGGCUAAGUGAAUGGACUUUUCAACCUUUUACUAAUAAUUUGGUAGACGGACCACAAAAUGGCGCUUCUCCUCGGCCAUGGGAUAUUAAGGUCCAGAUGCCGCCAAUGUUUCAGGAUGAUACAAAGAAGUUCCGAGUACCUCACUCUUCAUUAGUGAAGGCAUGCCACAAAUGCCAGGGUCGUGGCCGACACAAAUGCAGCGCUUGCCAUGGUGCAGGCAGGAUGAGAUGUGUUACGUGCAGUGGGGCCAGACACAGGAAAAAGCAGCAAAAGCGGUGCAAGAUGCGUUCAGGUACUGGACGUAAAAGGUGCAGCACCUGUUCUGGGAGGGGCAACAAAACCUGUAUGACAUGCCAGGGAGAGAAAAAGCUCUUACAUUUCAUACAGCUGAUAAUAACCUGGAAGAACAAAGUGUUUGAAUUUGUUUCUGAGCACCAGCUGAACUUUCCAGGAGAGCUGCUCAGUAAAGUCAAUGGAGAGAAUGUAUUUAAAGAUGAAAAUGUUCUGGUGUAUCCCAUCAUUGACUUCCCUAUACCAGAGAUUUCCCUAGCUUCACAGAGAGCCAUCACAGAGCAUAAUGCAGCAUUCGCCACAUCAUCACGCAUUCUACAGCAGCGCCAGACUAUUGAGCUGAUCCCCAUCACAGAAGUUCAUUAUCUGUAUGCAGGGAAGACGUACCUGUACUAUAUCUAUGGACUAGAAAACAAGGUGUAUGCACUGGACUACCCAGAGAGGUACUGCUGUGGCUGCACCAUCAUAUGAUGGCAGUGGAAUGCUUCCAGAGUCCUUCAGUGUGAAACAGACAAUAGCUGCACUUACAAUGGCAAUAUUAACGUCCCGUGGAUGCACCACCAGCAGGGUCAGCACCAGAGGAAGAAACAGCAUGGCAGGACCUGGGUAUUUUCAUCUGGCCCCACUCAGGGUACAGUUGGAAGACAUGAUGGUAAUAACUCCUGAGUCCUGUUUACUCUGCAGCUUUAUCUAGUGCUAUUACCCAAGGAACUGCAUGGACCUAAAAUUUCCAGUGUAGAUGAAGUCAAUGAAAGAAGAAAACAAACCUCACCAGGAGAGAGAAUAAGGAACACAACUCACAUACUCACCAAUGCUAUUAGCAGCUCAAAGCCUGAUUCAGCUCAUUAGGGUCAAUGGAAAGAUCAGGCCUUCAGAAAAGUAUUUCCACCUGAUGAUGCUUUGGAUGUUUUGUUUGUUUCUUGCUGUAAUGAUUCACCAUUAAAAUGUUACAUAUUUUUAAGCCUUUUUUUUACAUUCAAGGUUAUGCUACUUAUGAUUGAUGCGUUCUUUUCUCUAUUCUUUUCUUUGUUAGGAUUUCCCUGAGCUACUACAUAUAACCC
Molecule: messenger RNA, 1777 nt
Organism: Mauremys reevesii (Reeves's turtle)
Lineage: Eukaryota; Metazoa; Chordata; Testudines; Geoemydidae
Product: protein SSUH2 homolog
Exons: 12
Coding region: 60-1187 (375 amino acids)
Molecular function (GO): heat shock protein binding
Source: RefSeq, a predicted model, not a curated record